AUGAUGGGUACGAUAAACGAUAGAAACAGACAUAUACGUAUUGAACUAUCUGAUAAAAAAGAAUAUGAAGUGUUAUUAAAUUGUGGAAAAAUUCCGCUUUAUUUUGAAGUUGAAAUGAACGAAUUAAAAAGAAAUCCGAAUAUAUUACCACCUGGUGUUCAACUCUUCAUACCAUCAGAAUAUAGGAACCCUGGCGAAAGAUUAAAAUCCAUCUAUAACAAAACCACUCAAGUACAUCAACAACAGCUACCACGACGUCAACAACAACAAAAUUACAACAGAAAUGAUAAUAAUACAUGGCCACAACUGAAUGUAAACGCUUCAUCCUCAUCACAAGCAGCUACAACCACACAGAUUUCUAAUCAAUUUACCGACUGUAAUCUUAAUCAUAAUGUUAAAGUACUAGAAGAAGAGAUGAAAACAAUCAAACAAAAGAUUGAAGAAGAUCAAAAUAGAAUAAAACAAAAAUAUAAAGAUCACCUUACCUCAAUGAAUCAAAGUUGGAUGCUGAUGCAACAACAAAUCCAUACGCAAACCGAAUCUUUAAAGAUAAUGAA
Didymodactylos carnosus is the source of this 557-nucleotide messenger RNA. NCBI's taxonomy places the organism in Eukaryota, Metazoa, Rotifera, Eurotatoria, Philodinida, Philodinidae. The record is from the annotation of a GenBank genome assembly.